AUGCUGGGGACACUGGAGGAGGCCAUGAUGGAUCACCCACUUGGGACUUCUGGCUGCGAAUACUUCAGACUUAUCUUUCGUGCUGAUGUGUUGGGCUCUUCCAUCGAGGAUGGGAUUAUUUGUGGAGAUGCCUUCUCCAGUGAAGUGAAUAAUUGUCCACCACCAUUCAUGACCGGAUGUGCCAGGAUUGCCAAGGAGGAUCACUAUGCACUUUUAGUCAAAGCCUGGGAAACCAAAGUUUUCCCUACGAUUCGCAGACGAUUCCGGAAUGAAGCCGAAAGAAAAUCCGGAUUAGAUCAAAUAAAGGGUGCACUGCAACUUGGUAUGGUAGAUAUUGCUCGUCAGACGGUCGAGUUCCUAUAUGAAGAGAAUGGUGGCAUACCCAGAGAUCUCUACCUCCCAACCAUUGAAGACAUUAAAGAUGAAGCUAAUAAAUUCACAACUGAUAAAGUUCGAAAAGGCCUAACUGUGGUGAUCCGGUACCCAGACAGUAAUAAUCUCAACAGCAGCACUGGUGGCACUGCUUUACCGAAGUUUGCCAUCCGGGGAAUGAUGAAAACCUUUGGCUUGAAUGGAGUUGUUCUUGAUGUUGACACGGUAAAUGAAUUAGUUCAGGUGGAGACCUACUUACGAAGCGAAGGUGUGCUGGUUCGUUAUUGGUACCCAAUUGAUAUGCUGGAGCGCCCUCCUGCAGGAUACAGGCGCACAGCUGCUUAUGGACUAGUUACUCUGGACAACACAAACAUCCAGAUACACAGAGAGUUACUUCGCUGUGAAGCUUCUUUGGCUAGACUGUAUUGCCGUAUGGCAUUGCUGAACAUCUUUGCUCCAAAAUCACCCCACACUUUCACCCGGUUGUUCCAUAUACCUGCGGUACGUGACAUCACAUUGGAGCAUCUGCAACUGUUGUCCAAUCAACUUCUGGCUCCACCACUCUCAGAUGGAACAAUCAGCUCCAAUUCAAUUCUUUUGGCGCAGUCCCUCCAACAUUGUAAUCAGGGUCAAAACUGCUCUCCUACUGAUCUCUUCUACCAGGGCAACUCCAAUUCCAUAAGGGAAUGGCUUACAGUUGCUAUCACACGAGCCUUACACCAGGGUGAAGAAAGCUUGUUGGAUUUAACAAAACAGAUCUGCUCUUUCUUACAGCAUUCACCAGAACAGUUCCCAUCUGAAGAGUUCCCAGUGACAGAGUCAAAAGUGAGCAUGGAUGUGCAUUUUCCAGGGGCUGCCUUUGUAAUGGUAUCGUGCAAAGAAAGUCCAGCAGGUUUUCGGAAAGAUUCCUCUCUAUAUAAGGCUCCUUGGGUUAGAGUGUUGGUGUAUGGACUGGGUCACAAAGUGCGAAGAAAUGGACAACUUAACCUGACAGAAACCGUCUGUUACCCGAAAGAUGCAUCACCUACCAACACUGGGUUGACUCCACCUCCCACCACAAACCAGUAUCCUUCUGUUGUCAUCCCUACUGACAAACUACAUGUCAAACUAGGUGUCUCCCCGCCACCUGGUGCGGUGCUGGUGUUAAACUCGUUGCCUCUGGAAUUUCCUCUCGCUCUGGCAUUUGCUGAGCAGUUGUUAACAUGGAAACUUGGUGAAAAUGAUGGGAAAUCCGAGGAUGAUCUUGAUGAUAUUCCUGCAUCAGUUCUCCUGCAGGUUGUUGAACUGUUUGCCAACCUCCUGUGGACAACAGACCUGUCCCCCAGCAUAAAGGAAAUGAUAUUCCACCUAUUAGCUGAACUGCUACGUAAAAUCCAUCAGCUAGAACAGAAAAAGAAUCCAUGUGGCCUAUCUUCAUCCAUUGCAAUCCAGUUAAACCCGUGCCUGGCUGUUCUAAUGGCAAUACAAACUGAGCUGCGGAAACUGUAUGAUGAAGAAACGCAAAACUGGAUAACUGGGAACAGCUCUGGUAUUGGAAUUGGAGUGACUGACCAGGGCCGCUUCUCCACUUAUUUCCAUGCGUUGAUGGAGAUUUGUCUUGCUGUUGCAGAAGUAACACUACCAAUCAAUAUGAGCACAGUGGUUAAUGUGAUGACUUCCACAAGUGCACCAAGUCUCAGCGAUUCUUCUUCUUCCUCUUCCUCUUCACCUGGGCAGACACCACAGAGCCCCAGCUUGCUAUCCAAGCGCAAAAAGGUCAAAAUGAAACGGGAGAAAACAUCAGCAACAGGAAAACGGCUAACCUCAAGAGGCAGUGAGAGUGACACAUCUAUCCUGAACAUUGGUGGCAGUAAGCCAGAGGACAUGCUGUGGUUCCAUCGGGCCUUGACCUUACUUAUGAUCCUCCGUCAUCUGACCAACAAGGACCCGCAAGGUCUGGGAGUGACAAAUGAUGCCAUCUCGGAUGCCUGCCAGGCUUUAGUAGGCUCCACAUGCCACAGCAGAUUACUGGUGAUUUCAGGAAUACCAACGCAUCUUGAGGAAUGUGUUGUCCGAACUGCCAUUCGCAGGGCUUGCAGUGCACAUGGUGGCAUUUUCAAAGAUGAAAUUUACAUACCACUACAAGAUGAUGACCCUAAAAAGCUGAAAGUGAAAGCUGAUAGCAAAUUGGAACUGGAUAAGUCAACAACAGUCAACAGCAUGGACAGUAUGGAUGUUAGCAGUGGCAGCAGUGUCACACCAGCUAUGAGUAUGAGUGCUUCUGCCUCUACCAGUCAGACCUCAAUUUGUAGCUCUCAGUGCGUUUCUCGGACAACAAGUGAUCUUUCAGUAGACCAGUUUCAAGCAAGUCAUGACAUUGCUACACCACAAGGAAUUGUUGAUCCACACACUGUAUCUAGUCAGGAGAGCUUGGACCUAUCCCUAUGCAGCACCGGGAGCUUGGGCAGUCUUGGUAGUCUGGGAGAACCCAUGGACAGUGCAGACUCUGCUUCUAUUUCUGAUGUAGGAUCUAUGUACACUGUCACAUCACUGGACAAUAACCCGCUUGUGACACGACCCAUCAAAGGUUAUGCCAUUGUUGAGGUAAGAGCCAGGGCAAAAAUUGAAAAAAUCCGUGCCAGUCUGUUCAAUAGCAGCGAUUUGAUUGGAUUGUCCAGUCUGGAUGGGGAAGAUGAAUUAAUGGAGAUGUCAACAGAGGAGAUUUUGACAGUUUCAUCUGUAAACCAGAGCUUGUUUGACACCCAGGGCAGUUCAGCGUUGGAAGAUUAUUUCACUGAUAAGCUAAUAAAAGGUGAUAAGGUGGUUCCUGGAGCACGAGAUGUUCUUGCAGAGAUAUUCCGAAGCUGUAUACACUCUGAACAGAUGCUAAGUCUGGCUCCAGCCAAACCUAUCAAAGUUUCUGACAUUUUCCUUAGUAAAGAGCAAAUCAACUCCCAGACACCAGGAAAUUUGUUGCAAAUUUUUUUCACCAAUGUUCGACCACCAAAGAAAGUUCUAGAGGAUCAACUCACGCAGAUACUACGGAAAUAUGGCAUACCUAAACCAAAAUUCGACAAGAGCAAGUACAGUAAAGGAGGAAAAGAGCAGCACCCUGGAAAAGUAGUUAGCACAAAAAGACCAAUUGCCAAACCUCCAGGCAAAGACAGGUCCGUGCUGAACAGCGUCAGAACCGCACUGAGUGAAAAGAAACCAAUUGUGAAAGCAAAGUCUCCUGAAAAGAAUACCAAACCUGAGGACAAAGACCCAGAGAAGUCACCAGCAAAGAAACCAGAAGUACCAGAAGAGAAGUAUUUAACAUUGGAUGGUUUCCAGAAAUUUGUUGUCGAUCGGUCAAAGCAGGACAUUCGGAGUGUUUGGAGGGCAAUUCUUUCCUGCGGCUAUGACCUUCACUUUGAAAGGUGUGCCUGCAUCGACACCAGACACGCCCAAAGAUCUUGCAAAAAAUGGACUCUAGAGAUGGAUGUUGCACUUGUACAAUAUGUCAACCGUCUCUGCCGUCAUCUUGCCAUCACUCCAGGCCGACUCCACCCUCAUGAAGUUUACCUUGAUCCUGCGGAUUUACCAGACCCAAGGAUUGCCUGUUUAUUGAAUGUUCCAAUUGAAAGCCUUCGACUUCGUUUUGCUCUACUUCAGUCUCUGAACAACACCUUGGAGACAUUCUUCCUGCCUCUGGUGGAACUCAGACAGACGCACACUUACAUGGAUAGCAUUGCAUCACUGUUACGAGAGGCUAAAGGAUUAGUUUUUUAUGAUACUAAAUUAGCUGUGAUGAACCGAGUUUUGAAUGCAACUGUACAGCGAACUGCAGACCAUGCUGCACCUGAAAUAACACUGGAUCCUUUGGAAAUAGUGGGAGGUGAGAUUCGUUCAUCAGAAAACACCUACUUCUGCCAGGCAGCUCGACAACUGGCAUUAGUGCCUUCCUCCCAACUCUGUGUAAAAUUGGCAAGUGGCGGAGACCCAACCUACGCAUUUAAUAUUCGCUUCACUGGUGAAGAAGUGCAUGGAACAAGCGGAUCAUUCCGACACUUCCUGUGGCAAGUUUGUAAAGAGUUACAGAGUUCAGCACUUUCACUUCUUAUACCUUGCCCAAGUUCUGCAGCCAACAGAAACAAGGGCAAGUACAUCCUGACUCCUGGCCCAAUAACAUAUACUGAGGAGCAACUGCUACACUUCUUUGGCCAAUUACUUGGAACUGCUAUCCGAGCAGAUGUCCCACUCCCUCUUGAUCUCCUCCCAACAUUUUGGAAGACUCUAGUUGGCGAACCACUGGAUCCAGAGUAUGAUCUGCAAGAGGUUGACAUCUUGACCUACAACUACAUCAAGAAAUUUGAGACUGUUAAUAAUGAGCCAGAACUUGAGGCACUGUGUGCUGAAGUAACAUCACAUCACCUAACCACAGAGAGCCCUGAAUCUCCCAACAAGCCCUGUUGUAAGUUCAGUUACAUCACCAUGACAGGCGAGGAAGUGGAGCUAUGUCCUGGAGGCAAGAAUAUCACUGUUAUAUGGGAUAAUAAAGAUGCGUAUGCUUCAGCAAUCCGCAACCUGAGGCUACAAGAGAUUGAGAACACUGACUGCAUGACUGCAGUGCGUGCAGGGCUUGGCUCUAUUAUUCCCUUGCAGCUUUUGACACUGCCAACACCACUGGAAAUGGAGUUGAGGACAUGUGGACUGCCCUACAUAAACUUGGAGUUUCUAAAGGCUCACACCAUGUACCAGGUGGGACUAAUGGAAACUGAUCAGCAUAUCGAAUUCUUCUGGGCAGCGUUAGAGAUGUUCACUCAAGAGGAACUAUGUAAAUUCAUCAAGUUUGCCUGCAACCAGGAACGAAUACCAUUUACCUGUCCCUGCAAAGAUGGUGGCCCUGAUACUGCCCAUGUUCCACCAUAUCCUAUGAAGAUCGCUCCUCCUGAUGGAGCCGCAGGUUCACCAGAUUCUCGAUACAUUAGAGUAGAAACCUGUAUGUUUAUGAUCAAACUUCCUCAGUAUUCCUCACUUGAUAUCAUGCUGGAAAAGCUGCGCUAUGCUAUCCACUACCGUGAAGACCCUCUCAGCGGCUGAGCAGGAGACAGCUGAUAUUCCCAGAUCCUUUUGCAACAAAUGGCGAUGCCUGAGGACCUCCUUGACCCUACUUGUAAGAAAAGGAAUUGAGGUGGAAGCCAGACGGAAAUCCAUGCUGCAGUCAGGAGCAUUUCCUCCUGAACCCGUCACAAGCGAAAUGCUUCCACAUCGAUGCAAACUGUCUUUUUGUAAAUUUCCAUUUCUACUAAUGGACUGAGAAUGGUGUGUUGCUGUCGUGUCAAGCAGCUAUUCCAAGAGUGUACGGUGCUUUUACCACUACAGCGGUGUAUGUUACUGUACCUUUAAAACACAAAUGCUUGUGGUCAAACAGGAUAAUAGUUUAUUGUAGGAUCUAACUGUUUUUAUAUCUGUGGUCUUAACUUUGGAGCAGCAUUUCCACUUUCAUGUUCUCAUGGAAGGAAAUUUAUUUUAUUUUUUUCCUUGUGCACAGGCACACACAUGGGAACACCUACACAAAAUUAGACAAAUCUUCUCUUCCAGAUCAGCUUUGGCUUCUAAAAUGUCUAGUAACCAUAUGUGCGCACGAGUGUGCUACAGAAUUUAAAUGCUCCAAAGUUAGUGUUGUAAUUGUCAGUGUACAGAAAGGCAUACCUCCACCUAACUGGCAAUUAAUCUUCUAGUUAUAGGUGGAUUUAAAUGAAUCAUGUGACCCAGUCUACUUCCCUUUGCUCCUUCAGAAAAAAGAUAAGGUUGUGAGUACUACUUGAAUAUUGGAUCAGCAUAUCAACAGAUGCCUGCUUUGCCAUGAAGAUACUCGGCUGUCCUUUUAAUUUUUCAGGAUUUUGUUAUGCUGACAGGAAGUCCACGUUGGCAAAUAUUUUCUUGUAAAGUUCUUUGCCGCUGGUCUGUCAGUGCUUAUGAAGUAGCCUUCAUGCUUUGGGUAACAUAAUUUAUUAGAUAUCUCAUUUCCUUCUGACAGAAGACCCAAGAGCUUGGUAAUAAGACAGGGCUACAGUUAUUUUGUGCCAGAGGUCAGUUUCUGAUCAUUGCUGGUUUAUUUUCCCUUGUGGAAUACACUGUUCCUAACUCAGUGGGUGGACAAGUAGCUGAAAGUGAGUGUAGUAGAGUUAUUUCUGAACUCCAUUUUAUUUCUCGCUCCUCCCAAAGUGAAAUGUCUGGCUACUGCUUGCAUAAGAAUGUCAUGUCACCGAACUGUAACCCUAAAUCACUGCAUCAGAAAGUCCUGUCCCCUCUACUCAUUUUGAAUUUUCUAUAUUAAAGUUGAAAUGCAGUAGCAUGAAUCCUAAUUAAAUGUAAGUAUCUUACUAUAAGAUUGACCUAAGGUUUACAAUGCAAAUAGCCUGUGUUACAGGGGCAAAAAAAAUCAGCACAGCCCACUGCAUAACUUUCCAUCCUUUGCUUUUUUAUUUUGUUUACUUUACAGCCGUUUCAGAAUAGUCUUAUGCUGUUUAAGAACACAAAAGCAACAAAGCACAUUCAUCAGCAAAUUGGCUAACUGUAUUGUAAAAUGCUACCUUUGAUAGAAAAUGUCAUGGAAGAAUACUGUUCAGACAUUCUGGCCAGGCAUCAUGAUCUGCCACCCACAUUUUAUCCAAGCCAUUUUAUGUUCAGUUGAGAGAGAAAGUGAAACAAUAUCAAAGAAUAUUUACAGUGCACAGCGGAAGUGACAUAACGUCUAUCUAAUCUGAAAUGGUCUGUAUUGUAAAUGUAUAUUGAAGAUACAGCUAUUGAGAUCACAGGCUGUGGUUCCAGAUUACUUUGCAUAUGUAAACAUUCUCAUUUAAAGGGGAAAUGGACAUGGCUAUGUCACAUUGGACAACUGUUUGUGUUGAGUUUUUCGAUGUACACAAAAUUCCUAAACUUCAAUUUGACAGAGUAUAGUGAAUGUACCACAUUUAUGCACAGCUGUAUUUGCUAAUUGUGUAUAGUUUUCAGAAAACAGAUUUCUACAAAUUCUCCCUCCCUUUCUUUCCUUGUCUGUCUCAUCCCCCAUAACCUGUAGUUUUUGUUUUGCAUUAAGAGGCCAUAGAAUAUAUGAGUUUGCAAAAGGUAGCCAUGAAGAGUUGUAUGAAGGUAAACUUGAAAAUAGGCUAACAUAACACAACCUUUGAUUUUAGAAGUCUUCUCUGCUAUGUGUAUCUGACAUUGCUAUUUCAUGCAUACCCUCACGUCUUAACUGUAAUUUGGAAUUGGUAUUGGCUAAUCUCUUUCAAGAGUAGCUAUUUCUUCAUUAUACAUUUUCAUGGAAAGAAAAUGGAAGAUUUUAUGUUGUAAUACAAUAUCUAUUAACUUGUUAUAAUUUAUCAAGAUUGCCUAUAACAAUGGAACUAAAUACCCAAAACAGUAGCUUUUAAAAUUCAGGACCAAUUUUACAGAAUUGAGUUGCGGUUACAGAACUGCUUGGAUUCCUUAUUCUAUCAUUGGUAAAACCAAGUUAAUAUUGGCCUAAGCAUGAGGCAAGCAGUGUAAGGAUAUCUCUAGUACAAACCUGUGAAUCUUGUUGGAUUUAUCCCAACCCUUUGCAAUACAGGAGCUUUAAUGGUCUUAACACUUAUGGGAGGAGGCGUAAAGGAACAUAUCCUCCAGCUACAUAAUGUGUAAUAUAAACUAUCCUUGGGUGCAGAGUGUAUUUUGUUUUCUUUUGCUGUUCAAUGGUAAGAUAGCCUGCAAGUAUAUAACAGUGAAUGAAGGUUUUGUGUAAUUAGUUAUUUGGCAAACAAAGAGCACAUUGACCUGCUGCCAGUGCUGAUGCUGGGAGUUUUUUUUUUUUGAGUGAUUCAUAAUUUUGUUAUCAAAUUGUAUACACUGCAACAUAGUUAAGAAGAAUUCUGGAAUUAGACUUACUGUGCAAUUGUCAAACAGUGAAGAGGUAUGUUUCAGCUAGCUUGGUUGCUUUAUGACAGAUGAACCUUAAAAAAAGCCAAGGUUCAACAGAUUGCAAAAAAUGUAGAACCACAGCAGCAAUAUACAGGAACAAGUUGGCCAUGUUUUAAGUCCUUUAAGAUAGCACUAUAAUUUUGGUUUUUGCCCAGAUUAUUGGCAAGUUAAUUUUGACUAUCAGAUCUAAAGCAAAGGGUAUUGAACUGAUUUUAAAGGCAUGUGACCAUCUUAGAUUUCAGAGUACAAAAAAGCAACACCACAUCCGGUUAUUUUUGUACAAACAAACCUAUCGAGAUUAUUGCUUGAACAAUCCCCUACUCUGUCCUCCCACCCAGAAAGUCUGACACCAGUGUGGAUCGGGCUCUUUGUCCCUACCUUGUUAAAGUAAUGUGGUACUGGCUGUGGUAAUGUUAAUCUGCUGCUACAACUGCUCCAUUUUACUGAGAGCAACCAGAAACUUAAAAUUACAAGGACAUAUCAACAUACAGGUGUUAAUGUGCUCUGUACAGUUAUUGAUGUAUAUUUAUUACAAUUAUUUAUGAAUGCAUCUAAAAAUCAUCUGUAUUGUUGAUCUAGUCUGCAUUGGUACCUAAAGCAGUGAUGUAUGAAUGGGAAUUACAUUCAUAUUAAAAAGUUCAAACAGA
Rhincodon typus (whale shark) is the source of this 8939-nucleotide messenger RNA. Its product is annotated as probable E3 ubiquitin-protein ligase HECTD4. Gene Ontology annotation, molecular function: ubiquitin-protein transferase activity. Bases 1 to 5433 code for a protein of 1810 amino acids. The record is from RefSeq and is a predicted model, not a curated record. The transcript is spliced from 26 exons. NCBI's taxonomy places the organism in Eukaryota, Metazoa, Chordata, Chondrichthyes, Orectolobiformes, Rhincodontidae.